GACGACAAGAAGGAAAAAGAGAGGAAUCAUUCGACAGGAGACGUGCGAUCAUGAAUAAUGUGUGAGGAGCAGUUGACCCUCAGCUUGACCAAGAGAAAGAAAAGAAAAAAAGGAAAAACAAAUAACUUCAUUGGGGAGGCAAAGCUCUGGGAAAACAAAAAGCAAAUAAAAAAAAAAAAAGUAGCUAUCUCAAAUUCUCACUGCCACACUCUCAAGUUUCUUCAAUCAUGCCGGACCGUGAAAUCGGCGACGAUGCUUCUGACACUAACCUCUCCUCUUCCUUCGCUUCUUCCUCCUCUUCCUCCUCCUUCUCUUCCUCCUACUCCGCGCCUGGCGCUUGGACCGAUGAUCACUCCGCCAAAAUGGAGAAAGAUCCUCGAAAAAUCGCCAGGAGGUAUCAGCUGGAGCUAUGCGAGAAGGCAGUGGAGGAGAACGUUAUCGUGUAUUUGGGAACUGGUUGUGGGAAGACUCAUAUUGCUGUGAUGGUUAUCUAUGAGCUUGGACCUUUGAUUCUUAGCCCUAGGAAGAGUGUUUGUAUCUUUCUUGCUCCCACUGUGGCUUUGGUUGAACAGCAAGCGUUAGUCAUAGCAAAGUCUAUCAACUUCAAAGUUGCAACACAUUGUGGUGGCAAUCGGACUGUGACUACCCACUCUGAUUGGGAGAGAGAGGUUUCAGAGAAUGAGGUUCUCGUUAUGACCCCACAAAUACUUCUGCAUAACUUACAGCACUGUUUCAUCAGGAUGGAGUGGAUUUCCCUUCUAAUAUUGGAUGAGUGUCACCAUGCUCAAGAACAAAGCAACCAUCCUUAUGCACAAAUCUUAAAGGUUUUCUAUAAAACAGAAUGUGCAAAAGGACCUCGUAUUUUUGGAAUGACUGCAUCUCCAGUUGUUGGCAAAGGGUCUUUUCAAUCAGAGAAUUUAUCAAAAAGCAUAAAUAGCCUUGAAAAUUUGCUCAAUGCCAAGGUUUACUCAGUUGAAAGCAAUGUCCAGCUGGAUGGUUUUGUUUCAUCUCCUAUAGUCAAAGUAUAUUAUUAUCAGAGAUCUAUGAGUGAAGCAUCUCAGUCGACCGACAUAUAUGAAAACAUGCUAGAGGACAUCAAACAGCGGUGUUUGACAUCACUUAAGCAGCAGAUUGAUACCCAUCAAACACAGGUCCUCUUAAACAUGAAAAAGCUUCUGAAAAGAACUCAUGAUAAUCUCAUAUAUAGUCUGGUGAAUCUUGGCCUCUGGGGAGCAAUACAGGCUGCUAGAAUCCAACUGAACAGUGACCGUAAUGUACAUCAAGAGCCUUUGGAAGAGAGUAAUAAGUCAAAGAUAUGUAUCACAUAUCUCUCUCUGGCUGCUGAAGCCCUUUCUUCUAAAGUUGCUAAAGAUGAGAAUGCAUCUGAACUUAUCAGCUUACCAGCGUUGAAGGAACCAUUUUUCUCAAGAAAGAUAUUACAACUGAUUAAAAUCCUUUCGGCAUUCAGGAUAGAGCCACACAUGAAGUGUAUAAUAUUUGUCAAUCGGAUUGUGACUGCAAGGACGUUGUCAUGCAUACUAAAUAGUUUGAAACUUCUAGAGUCUUGGAAGUCUGAUUUCCUUGUUGGGCUUAGUUCUGGACUGAAGAGCAUGUCAAGAAAGAGUAUGAAGACAAUUCUUGACCGGUUCCAAUCUAAAGAGCUCAAUCUACUGGUUGCCACUAAAGUUGGCGAAGAAGGUCUUGAUAUUCAGACAUGCUGUCUUGUGAUCCGUUUUGAUUUGCCAGAGACUGUUACCAGCUUCAUACAGUCUAGAGGCCGUGCUCGAAUGCCUAAGUCUGAAUAUGCGUUUCUAGUUGACAGGGGAAACGAGAAAGAGAUGGAUUUGAUUGAAAAUUUUAAAGUUAAUGAAGAUCGAAUGAAUCUGGAAAUCACAUCCAGAACGUCGGAGGAAACUAGUCCCAGACUUGAUGAUGAGGUAUACAGAGUUCAUGAGACAGGAGCUUGUAUCAGUGGUGGAAGUAGCAUCUCCCUUCUCUACAAGUAUUGUUCUAGGCUUCCACAUGAUGAGUUUUUUCAGCCCAAGCCAGAGUUUCAAUUCAAACCUGUUGACGAAUUUGACGGAACUAUCUGUCGCAUAAUUUUACCUGCUAAUGCUCCUAUAAAUGAAAUCGUCAGUUCGCUACUACCUUCGAUUGAAGCUGCCAAAAAGAAUGCUUGUCUAAAGGCUGUCUAUAAGUUGCACAACUUGGGUGUACUUAACAAUUUUCUUUUGCCGGAUUCAAAUGAGGACGAAUUGUCAGAUGACGAAUUUGAUUUCGAUAAAGUUGAAGGUGAAGCCUGUUCGCGAGGUGAACUGUAUGAGAUGAUUGUUCCUGACUUGCUUAAACAAAAGUGGGAUCCAUCAAAGAGUUGUGUUAAUCUUCAAUCUUACUACAUAAGGUUUGUGCCUGAUCCCGCCGAUAGGAUCUACAAGAAGUUUGGUCUCUUCAUGAAGUCACCACUUCCCAUUGAGGCUGAGACUAUGGAUUUCGAUCUUCACCUUGCUCAUCAAAGAUCUGUAAAUGUGAAGAUUUUUCCAAAAGGAGACGCCAAGUUCGACAAUGAGGAGAUAAGGCUAGCGGAGCUUUUCCAGGAGGUUGCCCUGAAAAUUCUUUUUGAACGGCGGGAGCUAAUUACGGAAUUCGUUUCCUUGGGGCAGCAAGAAUCUAUUAUAACAAGCAAAUCGACCUUCUACCUUCUUCUUCCAGUUAGUCUGGAUGAUGCAGAAAGUGUUAUAUCUGUGGAUUGGGUGACUAUCAGAAGCUGUUUGUCGUCCCCAAUGUUCAAGGCUCCAUCUGGCUUAGUAAACGAUAUAGAUCAUCCUGUGGGAUCUCAUUUAAAGCUUGCAAAUGGCUGCUGGAAUAUUGAUGAUGUGAAGAACAGCUUGGUUUUUGCAACCCACAAAAAGCUAUUUUACUUUGUCGCGGAUAUCUGCCAUGGAAGAAAUGGUUUCAGUGCUGUUAGAAAGUCAAUCACCGAAACACAUCUGGAAAGCAUAUAUAAAUCGUAUGGCGUGAAACUUAAGCAUCCUGUACAGCCACUCUUGCGUUUGAAACCACUUUGUAAUGUUCGGAACUUACUUAACAACCGAAAGCUGGAGAAUUUGGAACCACAUGAACUUGAGGAAUAUUUCAUAGAGAUUCCACCAGAGCUUUGUGAGUUAAAGAUAAAAGGAUUAUCUAAAGAUAUUGGGAGUUCGUUAUCCUUGCUACCAUCAAUCUUGCACCGUAUGGAGAACUUACUUGUGGCUAUCGAACUGAAACACAUGCUGUCUAUUUCUCUUCCUGAGAUAGCUGAAGUUUCUGGUCAAAGAGUACUUGAGGCGCUCACAACAGAGAAAUGUCAGGAGCGCUUUUCUCUUGAAAGGCUUGAGGUGCUUGGUGAUGCAUUCCUCAAGUUUGCUGUUAGCCGACACCUGUUUCUACACCAUGAUAGGCUUGAUGAAGGAGAGUUGACUCGGAGACGCUCAAAUGCUGUGAACAAUUCCAACCUGUUUAGGCUUGCAACCAGGAGAAAUUUGCAGGUUUACAUCCGUGAUCAAGCUUUCGAUCCUACACAGUUCUUUGCAUUUGGCCAUCCAUGCAGAGUAACCUGUGACGAGGUAGCAAUGGAAGAGGUUCAUUCCUUGGAUAAGGUUCCUGGGAUUUUGGAAUCAAGUACUGGUGAAAUCAGAUGUAGCAAAGGCCAUCAUUGGUUGCAAAAGAAAACAAUUGCUGAUGUGGUUGAGGCUCUUGUGGGAGCAUUCUUAGUUGACAGUGGCUUCAAGGGGGCCAUUGGAUUUCUUAAAUGGAUUGGCAUAAAUGUUGAUUUUGAGUCAUUGCAAAUAAGAGAUGCUUGUGUUGCAAGCAAGCGGUACGUGCAACUGACUACUUGCUUGGAUUUGGCGGCCCUGGAAAGCCUGCUUGGACAUAAGUUUCUCCACAAAGGUCUACUUUUACAAGCCUUCAUUCAUCCAUCUUACAACAGGCAUGGAGGAGGCUGCUACCAGAGACUGGAGUUUCUUGGGGAUGCUGUUCUGGACUACUUGAUUACAUCCUAUUUUUUCUCAGUCUUUCCGAAACUAAAACCUGGCCAACUGACUGAUCUAAGAUCGCUCUCAGUAAAUAAUAAGGCACUGGCAAAUGUUGCUGUCAGAUUUUCACUACAGAGAUUUUUAUUUUGCGAAUCUACUUAUCUCCAUGAUGCUAUAAAGGAUUAUACCAACUUCCUGACAGCGUCACCAUUGGCCAGUGGACCAUCUGAAGGUCCAAAAUGCCCAAAGAUUCUUGGUGACUUGGUAGAAUCCUUUUUGGGGGCUCUUUUCCUCGACUGUGGGUUCGACUUGAAUCAUGUCUGGAAAAUAAUGCUGUCUUUUCUAGAUCCAGUGAAAAACUUGUCUAACCUGCAGCUUAGUCCAGUGAAAGAACUUCUUGAAUAUUGCCAGUCUUACAAGUGGGAUCAGGAGAUAUCAGCGACAAAGAAGGAUGGUGGUUUCUCUGUUGAAUUAAAAGUGACCAAGAAAGGUUCUUGCUUUACGGCUUCUGCAACUGGUCGGAACAAAAAAGAGAGUACCAAAAAGGCUGCACAGCUGAUGCUUACGAACCUGAAGGCUCAUGGGCACAUAAAAACCUCCAAUCCGUUGGAGGAUGUUCUGAAGAAUAGCCUCAGAAAUGAACCUAAAUUGAUUGGGUACGAUGAAGAGCCUAUAGAUGUUGUGGAUCUUGAUGGGGUGGACAUUGAAAACCUUAAAAUCCAAGAUUCUUUUGACGAGGAUCCUGUUACUGAGAGCAAAACUAGUGACACAAGCAGCUCAUACAUCAUCAGACGAGUUCUCACCAAUGCACCACCAUCUGAAAAAGAAGAAAGCCUUCCUCAAAAGACCAUCAAAGAAGCAGGUGGAUCGAUCAUCAAAACUGCAAAAUCUCUCUUGCGAGAAACAUGUGUUGCCAACUGUUGGAAGGCACCAGAGUUCGUAUGUUGCGAGGAGGGAGGACCAGGCCAUCUGAAAUUGUUCCGCUAUAAGGUAAUCCUGGAAGUUGUAGAUGCACCCAAUAUGACACUGGAGUGUUAUGGUGAAGCUAAAUCAACUAAGAAAUGUGCAUCAGAGCAGGCUGCUCAAGCUGCUUUAUGGUGUCUCGAGCAUACUGGAUUCCUUCGCCGAUGAUCUCGAGUUGCUUUAUCUUGGUUACAAGAAUGAGGUUAUCGUGGACAUAUAAUUAUAUUAAAACUAUGUGAAUUAGCUGAUAUGAUGUCUAUCAAAUUCUUAACCAUGACCAACCUUAAACCCAUAUCUUGGACCAAAAAUCUUUUGAAUCUCAUCCUACGAAUAUAAACUAUAUGGUGCAAUGAUUCUUGAAC
This is a messenger RNA of Eruca vesicaria subsp. sativa (arugula), 5338 nucleotides long. NCBI's taxonomy places the organism in Eukaryota, Viridiplantae, Streptophyta, Magnoliopsida, Brassicales, Brassicaceae. The record is from the annotation of a GenBank genome assembly.